This is a messenger RNA of Brassicogethes aeneus, 1184 nucleotides long. NCBI's taxonomy places the organism in Eukaryota, Metazoa, Arthropoda, Insecta, Coleoptera, Nitidulidae. The record is from the annotation of a GenBank genome assembly.
GCCAAAUACCUACACAAAAUAUUUUAAUGUUAGUCUUGGGUUAAAUCGUACCUGCUCGUAAAUAAGAACUAAGUGUGAAAUGGAAAAUAAUUUAAAAUCUUUAAAUUUAAACGACACAUAUAUUUCUCCAUCUUUAUCAAUGCCUAAUUUGGACUGUGACAAAGUUUUAUAUGAAUUGGAAUAUUGCGGUGAAAGAAUAAAAAUUAAGAGUGUUUCUGAAAAAAAUAGAAAAGGCGAAGAACCAAAUGAUAGCGAUAAAGAUAAAAGAUGUAGUUUUUCCGAAGAUGUCUUGGUUAUAGAUGAAGAUUACGUUGAACCAGAACAAAAAAUAGUUAUUUCACCCCAGAAAAAUGUCGGUAAAACUCAACACACAAAUUUUUCAAUUGACAGUUUGUUGGGCAAUACACAUAAAGAAAAUAAACCUGCAAGUUUUGGUAAAGAAAGUUUAAACCAAGGGCCAAUUAAGGUUAAAUCUGCUCCAGAAAAGCAACCAAAUAACAAAAUUACUGAUCAGCAGAAAGAAAAUAAAAAACAGGAUACAAAAUUAACCCUAAAUCAAUUACAAGUUCUACAUCAAGAAUUUAAUAAAUGUGCUUAUCCUUCAAAAGAAACAAGAGUGAAGUUAUCAAAAAUCCUUAACGUGAAGGAAGAAAUUAUUAAAACCUGGUUCCAAAAACGUAGAUACAUAUACAUGAAGCACGUCAAAAAACCUAUUGUGCCAACAACCACACCAAGAUUACCAAUUCCAGUGCAACACCAACAAAUUCUUAGAAGUAUUCCUCCAAGACCAAUUAUGAGACAACCAUUUGGUUUAAGAAGUUUUCCAUUCAUCACUGCCCAAUAUGGAUUACCUCAAAUGUCUCCCCAGCAGUUUGUCCAAGUGGAAGCUUAUAAUGCUGCUACUAAUUGGUUGAGAAGAUUUCAAAAUGUAUUUUCGCCUUAUAUGCACAACGGGAAUGUUGUUUUUGGUCAGAAAGUAAGGCUUCCCACUCCAGAAAUAUCACCAGUGCCACCUGUAUCGCAAUACAAAUUUUAAUUGAAUUGUAGACCAAGACAAAAUAACAUUUUUUGCUUUUUAAAAACAUUAAAAUCAUAACAAAACAUAUUAAAAAUGUAAUCCAAUGUAAAUAUAUAUUUAUUUAAAUGUAAAAUCGACUUAUUUAUAACAAAAUCAAUAAAACAAC